Molecule: messenger RNA, 1354 nt
Organism: Pyrus x bretschneideri (Chinese white pear)
Lineage: Eukaryota; Viridiplantae; Streptophyta; Magnoliopsida; Rosales; Rosaceae
Product: UBP1-associated protein 2A
Exons: 7
Coding region: 97-1041 (314 amino acids)
Molecular function (GO): RNA binding
Source: RefSeq, a predicted model, not a curated record
UAGAACCAAACGUCUAAUUUUACAAGUACAAACCGCAGGCGCUCCUGGCGGCUCCGUUGCCGCGAUACACAGAGAGAGAAAAGAAGCAAAGUAAAAAUGGAGGACGUAAAGAAGAGAAAGCUCGAAGAUGCUUCGGGCAACGAUGACGAUAUCUCAAGAAAUUCGGAGGACCACCUUCGCUCCUUGCUCGAACCUCUUGCCAAACCCCAGCUCGUCGAUCUCCUCGCUAAACUAGGUUCCCAAUAUCCUUCAAUUGCAGAAGAAAUUAAGGGUGUUGCUAGUGCAGAUCCUGUUCAUAGAAAGCUUUUCGUUCGUGGGUUGGCCUGGAACACCUCGUCCGAAACCUUGCGUGCUGCAUUUAGUGAGCAUGGAGAGAUUGAGGAAGGGGCUGUCAUCUAUGAAAAAGCAAGUGGGAAAUCGCGUGGCUAUGGUUUUAUUACUUACAAGCACAUGGAGUCUACUCAGUGUGCGCUCAGAGCACCUAGCAAGUUGAUUGAUGGUCGCCUUGCUGUUUGUAAUCUAGCAGCUGAAGGGUUAAGUGGGACACCUGCUACACUUGAUCUUACCCAGAGGAAACUCUACAUUGGGGGCUUGUCUCCAAAUGUCACAAGUGAGAUGCUUCUCCACUUUUUUGGCAGGCAUGGUGAUAUAGAAGAAGGUUCAGUUGCAUAUGAUAAAGAUUCAAAUGAGUCACGUGGGUUUGGCUUUGUUACAUACAGGACGGUGGAGGCUGCAAAGAAGGCCAUAGAUGAUCCACAAAAGACCCUUGGGGGGAGAAAUAUCAUUGUGAAGCUUGCAGAUUCACACAAGGGCAGAACAGUACAGACACAGCUACCCCCAGCAAUGGUUCCGAUGGCCUUACCUCUAGCGCCGCCCGGAUAUCCCCAGCCUGUAAAAGCACAUGCUGGCACCACCCCUGUCGGUUACGGCUAUCCUCAAACUAUAGCGGCAUACCCCGAUUCUUCUUACCCAAUUCCUCCCCAACCACCAUACCCGGCACAGUCACAAAUUCCCUACCCAUAUUACAUUGGCAAACAAUGAUUUACGACAAUUUUCAGAAGAUGGUAAUAUUCAGGCAUCUGAUCUAGCCUUGCACUUCAGGAAAUUGUGCGGCGAGAAUGCGUUUCGGGAAUCGACGGCAUAGAAGCUAUGGUUCUGGAAUGGUGGUGUCUUACUAGAAAUGUUGCUUCUUGUAAUGUAUAGUUGAAAACCUUACAUUUUUCAACUAGAAUUGUUGCUUCUUGCAUAGUUUUUUUACAUGUGUUGGAGUUUAAAUUUAAACAAUGAAAUUUAAUCGUAAUGGAAAUUGAAAUUUUCAGAAGUUAAAUAAAGGGAAGAUAUUUCUAUUUCAAAA